UAGUGGGCCACAGGGUGUUUCUACAUCUGUGAGUGCUCAGUGUUGAAGAGUGCAGGACCUUUAAUAAAUAUAUUUUUAAAAAAGACAUGGUUGAACGUGGUGCUGAAAACUGAGGAUGAAGGAGCCGAUUUGGGUUUUUGCUGCGAUUUUCUUCUUGGUGUGUGAAUCGUGGACUCGGGACACAGUCAUCUCAUCUUUCAAUGUGGGAAGUGAAGUCAAGCUGAACUGCAGUGACAAGUCAUGGCGGGAGAUGAUCUACGUCAUCUGGAACUUGGAGCUGCUACACAAACAGUGCAAGAUCGCCAGCACCGUCGACGGCCAACCUGAAAACACCUGCAACGACGGCAAGACGCUGCGGAACACCUCUCAGGCUCAGCAAUAUCUGCACAUCCCACACUUCUCCAGUGACGACGUGGGACUUUACAAGUGUGAACUGGCUUUCAAUGGAGGGUCCAAAACCUGCAACAUCAGCGUGUCCAUCACGGUUCCUCCUAGAAUGUCCUCCUGGUUGGAGUGGCGUGCUGACAACACAAUGGCGGCUGUGUGUAAAGCGGAGGGGGGAAAGCCGGCCGCCAAGAUAACAUGGAGCCACGCUGGGAACCUCUCAUCCGUGGAGAAGCAGCAGAGUUUUGAUGGCUUCUUCUCAGUGGAAAGUCACCUGGAGUUCCCAGAGGGCGUGGAGAAUGUGGAAAAUGUGACCUGCAUCAUCAGCCAUCCGUUCUGGCAGUCAAAGAAAACGUUGCUACCAAAGCACCCAAAAGGUCUGCCUUAUAAUGUGAUGUUCAUCCUCAUAGUUGGGACAGUCUUAAUAGUUCUGGCCGCCGUCUUAGUCUUUGCACACAAGAAACAAAUCAUACUGAGAAGGGGUUUGCCUGGCGACUGCUCGACUAAGAAAACUCAGCCGAUGGAAGAUGUAGAGGAAAUAGAACCUUACGCCAGUUAUGUACAACGUGUCAACUCAAUCUAUAACUAUUGAACACAGCGGGACUCAAUGACUUCUUGUGCUACAUAUAUACAGUAUAUACAUACAAAGACACACUAUACAGUACAUACCAUAUAUAUAUAUAUAU
Entelurus aequoreus (snake pipefish) is the source of this 1070-nucleotide messenger RNA. Its product is annotated as cell surface glycoprotein CD200 receptor 1. The transcript has 6 exons. Lineage: Eukaryota; Metazoa; Chordata; Actinopteri; Syngnathiformes; Syngnathidae. The coding region runs from base 116 to 976 and encodes 286 amino acids. Gene Ontology annotation, biological process: regulation of neuroinflammatory response. Gene Ontology annotation, molecular function: signaling receptor activity. The record is from RefSeq and is a predicted model, not a curated record.